This is a messenger RNA of Auanema sp. JU1783, 1464 nucleotides long. The record is from the annotation of a GenBank genome assembly. NCBI's taxonomy places the organism in Eukaryota, Metazoa, Nematoda, Chromadorea, Rhabditida, Rhabditidae.
AUGAGUAGAGCUAAGGUAGAUCCUAAAAAAGAAGAACAAGAACGAUUAGCUGUUAUUCUACAAGAUUUAUUGAAAGAAGAAGAAAAUAAAUAUUGUGCUGAUUGUAACGCUAAGACUCCAAGAUGGGCCUCUUGGAACUUAGGAGUUUUUAUUUGUAUCACAUGUGCUGGUAUUCAUAGAAAUUUAGGAGUACAUAUCUCAAAGGUGCGAUCAGUUAACUUGGAUUCAUGGACUCCAGAACAAGUUCAAUCCAUGCGUGUUAUGGGAAAUGAAAAAGCUAAAAGAGUGUAUGAGCAUUCGUUACCAGCCACCUUUCGACGUCCCAUGGCUGUUCAUCAAUUAGAGCAGUUCAUUCGUGCGAAAUACGAUCAGAAGAGAUACAUCUUAAAGGAUUUCGUAUAUCCUAAAAUUGAUGCAAGUGAAUUGCCUAAACCUGGUGCUCCAGUCAAAAACACUGUAGUGAUCAGAGAUGUAGGAGUUCCUUCUCUCAAAUCUCCACCAGUUACUGCAAAGGCAUCUUCGAAUAGCAUUAGUACACCAGGAGCUUCGAACGGGUUGGAUCUUUUGGAUUUUUCCACUCCAUCCAAACCUACGAACACUGCAAAACCUGCUCCUGGACUCGAUUUAUUUGCUGAUGAUCCAUUUGGAGCUACUCAGCCUGUCGCAUCGGAUACAGCUAAUGACAUGGACGACAUGUUUGGUAACUUUGUUACCGCUGCUCCUGUGGAGCAAGAAUCAUCUUCAAACAUUUUGGUUGAUAAUUUUGCAUCUUUCCCAUCUACAGCAGCUACAGCUGCUCCUGAAGCAUCAAACGCUUUAUCUAAUGAUAUCAUGGGUCUUUCCUUAAAUGAGCCCAGCUCAAGUAUGUCCACUGCUACAGAAGAAAAGAAAUCCAAUGCUGAUAUCUUGUCUCUUUUUUCGAAUUCUUCGAACACUGCCCCUCCUCAACUUGUUGCUCCUGGUGGGUUCGCGGCUUUUGGAAUCCAAGCUGCUCCAUCAGUGGCUCCUGCUCAGCCAUCCCUCAACUUGUUCGACGCCCCAGCCCCAACAGCUACACCUGCCGGAGGCGCUGCUUCUCUUCUCGGUCUGAACUUUGGUGGCCCUCCAGUUCAGCAACAGAACCCUCUUAGUGGCAUGAUGAACUCCACGCCUAGCAUGGGUCAAUCAUUCCCCAAUCCUUUCGGAGCUCCAACUGCUGUGCCAUCUAACCUUUUUGCUGGAAGCGCUCCUGCUCCUCUGCCUACACAAACUGCUUCUGGAUUCUCCACUCCUGCUGCUGGCAAGGCUGCGAAUUCAUUCGCUGAUUUUUCCAUCGGAAACGUCAUGGGUACUUUGAACAACAUGGGUUACAAACAGAAUGCCUCUGCGUCUUCUAAGCCUAUGACUGCUGUCCAUGCAACAUCCACCCCAGCCCCUGCAGUAUCAUCAAAUAGCAUGAAUUUCGAUGAUCUGCUUGGGUUAUAG